This is a messenger RNA of Cryptomeria japonica (Japanese cedar), 1002 nucleotides long. RefSeq lists its product as uncharacterized. NCBI's taxonomy places the organism in Eukaryota, Viridiplantae, Streptophyta, Pinopsida, Cupressales, Cupressaceae. The coding region runs from base 1 to 1002 and encodes 333 amino acids. The record is from RefSeq and is a predicted model, not a curated record. The transcript is spliced from 4 exons.
AUGGCUCAACCCUGGGGUGCGGCUGUUGGACCUCCUGCACUCGUAGCCCAUAAUCCACUACCAAAAGGAGCAAAGGAUGUUUUACCCAAAUAUAAAGGUGAUGGGAAAGUUUCAGUUGAAGAGCAUUUGAGCUCUUUUAAUGUAGCAAUAGGAAUCCUAGCAGUUCAAUAUGAGGAUGUGGCUAUUAGGCUUUUUGUCCAAACCCUCACCGAAGGGGCAGCAGAAUGGUUUAGCCAGCUGCAAGUUCCUCUUAUUGGUCAGGUAAAGGACAUCCAGGCAGUGUUGGCAGCAUGCCCAAACAAAAGAGUAAGAUUAACUAUACUGGUUGCUGAUAUUCCGAUGAGUUAUGGAAUGCUUCUGAGUAGGACAUUUUGCAAAGAUCUUGGAGGUGAAAUCAAAAUGGACUGGUUUGAAGCCGUUAUUCCCCUUGGAAAUCAGAAAAUCAAGCUUGAACCUGAACCCAAGAAUCAGACAGAUCAAUUCCAGGAUUUGAGUGCAGUAUUACAGCGUUGUCAUGAGCACAGGAUUUCUCUGAAUCCUAAGAAAUCAGUUUUUUGCAUCACGGAGGGAAAACUGUUAGGACAUAUUGUCUCAAAAGAGGGAUUCAAGAUUGAUCCCGAGAGGGUUAAUGUAAUUCAACGUCUUAGUUUACCCUCUAUCCGGACUGGAGUAAGAUCGCUCUUUGGUCAAGUGAAUUUCUUAAGAAGAUUUGUUCCAAAGUUUGCUGAGACCACAAAACACAUUGUUGGUUUGCUAAGUGAGCAACAUCCUUUCAAGUGGACUGAAGAGGCCAAAAAUGCUUUUGAGAAAAUUAAAGAAUCAGUUGCAAAUGCGCCCACUCUUGUUAAUCCAGAUUUCACGAAGGACUUCAUUCUGUAUUGUUAUGCAUUAGACCAUACUAUGUCUGGGAUUUUGUUGCAAUUGGAUGAACGUGGGGCUGAAAUGCCUAUAGCAUUCAACCGUGAAAAGCAUUUUGACUCAGUAGGAGGUUGGACUAAAUAA